CCCCCCGCCGACAGCAGAUCAGAAAUCUUGUAAUCCUCGAGGACCCUGAAUCUUGUUGCGGAAGCUUUUCCAUUCAUACCUUUCAGAACGCGGUAUCCAGUAGAGCCAGUUAGGUGAAAUGUCGCAGAAUGCCGCAACCUUGCGUUUAAUGAGUGAUCUUCGUGAAAUGCAAAAAGAUGCGCCAGAGGGAGCAAGUGCGGCACCCCUUAGUGAAGAAAAUAUUUUUGUUUGGACAGCGACAAUCUUUGGGCCAGCAGAUACGCCUUGGGAAGGGGGAAUAUUCAGCUUGCGGAUGACCUUCUGCGAUCAGUAUCCAGAUAAGCCCCCGAAAGUUCGCUUUACAACAAAAGUUUUUCACCCUAACGUCUAUCAAGAUGGAACUUUGUGCCUGGACAUCAUUCAGAACAAAUGGAGUCCUUCAUACACAGUCAGCUCUGUAUUAACCUCUAUUCAGUCGCUCUUGACGGAUCCGAAUUGUGGAAGCCCAGCAAACCCAGAAGCUGCGGAGCUGUUUCUCCAGGACAGAAAAGCAUACAAUAAGAGGGUGAGAAGACUGACGGAAGAAAGCCUUGGAGGAGCUUAAUCCCAGAAAUUGUCUCUGUUUGCAAUGAUGUAGUGUAAUUGGCGGCAAAGUUUCUCAUUUGCUGACUUGCGAAUAUCUUCUAUAACAUGGCGGGCAACCUUACGAAGCUACGGAGGGCCAUGCUUCAUCUCCAGAUGUAUUGCAUUGUUGAAGGGCUAGAUGAUUUUCCAAGUUGGCUCCAAUCUUGUGGAAUGGUGAAUUACUUUAAAUGCUUAGCCUCAAGUUAUUGUCUUAGUUUAUGUUCUCUCCAAGGCGCUAUCACAUUAAGAUUGAUCAUACAGGAUGACUGUAGUUUCCGCGUUCCAUGAUUUUUGUAUUUCCCCAUUCCGGCCGACAGAGAUGAGUGUGUGCUCUUAGAGUAUUUUCUUUUUGUGGAGUGUAAGUAAGGACCCAAAUGGC
Guillardia theta CCMP2712 is the source of this 982-nucleotide messenger RNA. RefSeq lists its product as hypothetical. The record is from RefSeq and is a predicted model, not a curated record. The coding region runs from base 119 to 583 and encodes 154 amino acids. The transcript has 4 exons. Lineage: Eukaryota; Cryptophyceae; Pyrenomonadales; Geminigeraceae.